Molecule: messenger RNA, 4077 nt
Organism: Mobula hypostoma (lesser devil ray)
Lineage: Eukaryota; Metazoa; Chordata; Chondrichthyes; Myliobatiformes; Myliobatidae
Gene: pam
Product: peptidylglycine alpha-amidating monooxygenase
Exons: 26
Coding region: 474-3416 (980 amino acids)
Biological process (GO): peptide metabolic process
Cellular component (GO): extracellular region; membrane
Molecular function (GO): copper ion binding; peptidylglycine monooxygenase activity; protein binding
Source: RefSeq, a predicted model, not a curated record
CUCACACGUUUCAAAGGAGCUGACAGUCCCUCAGCAACCUCUCUUUCACACUUAAAUGCUCUUGCCUUUGAAGAGAAUGCAUCCUUUUUUUUACUAUUCUAUCUGAAUGAAGGCUGAAGCCAGUCUAUAUGCUGGCAAUCGCAGAUCGUGAAUGAUGAUCUGAAGCUCAGUGUUUAAACGAGGCCUGUUCCUCUUGGUGAAAACUCUUUGUUACCUAGUCUGUGAGUGAGACAUCUGGAUGAGAAGCACGGUUGAGAAUUUUUUGUUCACUAAUAGAUAGGACAAAGAAGCUUCACACGCCUGACUGAUUUAUAGUGCGUCACCUUUUAGACCGAUGGACUGGCAAUCGCUGUGUCUGCAGUGUUGCUGAUAGCCAAGCUCUGAAUUCAUGCUGCUAAAGGAUUCUCACAUUUAUAGCUAAAAGAACUCUGCUGUUUUUCAUUCAAGAUCUAAACAGAAGCAAUACAGUGGACAUGGCUGCUUUCAUUAACAAAUUACUGUUGGUAUUUCUAAUCCUUCAGAACAGAUGUAUGUGUCAUGAAAGCACGCACUUUCUCUUAAAGAGACAUCAACGAAGCCCAUGGGCAUUGCAGUCAGAUUGUCCCAAAAGCAGACAUCUGGAGAUUUCACCAAACUCGCCGAACUUUAAGCUUGAAGUUAGAAUGCCUGGAGUAACACCUUCGACGUCAGAUAGCUACUUUUGCACGUUUGUUCCAGUGCCAGCAGGUCAAAAAUCCUACAUAGUUGACUUUCAACCUCAUGCAAACAUGGACAUUGCCCAUCACAUGUUACUGUUUGGAUGCAGCUUGCCAGCCACUAAUGAGGAGUUCUGGGACUGUGGCAGCAGGCAUGGAACUUGUUUACAAAGUGCUGAAAUCAUGUAUGCGUGGGCUAGAAAUGCUCCCCCCACACAUUUACCUGAAGAUGUUGGAUUUAGAGUCGGUGGAAAUACAGGUAUUAACUACAUAGUUCUUCAGGUUCAUUAUGGAGAUGUGACUGCCUUUAGAGAUAACCACAAAGAUUGCUCAGGUGUAUCAUUACAGAUGACAUUUCUUAAACAGCCUUUAAUUGCUGGCAUUUAUCUCCUCAUGUCUGCUGAUACUGUGAUACCACCAAAUGAGAAAGUUGUAAAUGCAGAUAUCGCUUGUUUAUACAAACAGGCCACCAUAUACCCAUUUGCCUUUAGAACACAUACUCAUCAAUUAGGUCAGGUGGUUAGUGGAUACAGAGUAAGAGAUGGAAAAUGGACAUUAAUUGGUCGACAGAGUCCACAGCUACCUCAGGCUUUUUAUCAUGUGGAAAACCCAAUGGAUAUUAAAUAUGGCGACACCAUUACAGCCAGAUGUGUUUUCACAGGCAAAGGAAGGACAACUGUUACACGGAUAGGAAGUACUUCCAAAGAUGAGAUGUGCAAUAUGUAUAUCAUGUAUUACAUGGAUGCUAAACAUGCCCACCCAUAUAUGUAUUGUAUGCAAGAUGGCAGUCCUGAAUUGUUCAAGCAUAUUCCUCCAGAAGCAAAUAUUCCCAUUCCAUAUAACCCAAAUAUGGUUAUGCAAGGACAUCAUACAGAUGAACACCAGACAAAUAAUAAUGAACUCCAGCAACUCAAAAGAGAGGAAGAAGUGGUUCUUGAUCAGGGAAACUUUUAUGCACUCAUUUCCAAGCUCUUAGGGGAAAAAGAAGAUGUUGUUCAUGUGCAUAAGUACAACCCCACACACAAGGCAGAAUCAGACCUAGUUGCUGAGAUUGUUAAUGUGGUGCAAAAGAAGGACCUGGCCUCUGGUCCAAAUGAGUUCUUGGAACUAGAUGAAAGAUCUGCCUCUUCUUUAACAAGAGACAGAGUUCACAAAUUCCACAGGAUAGAAUCUACAGCAAGGCCAUCUGGCAUCACAUUACCAUCAACUCUGCAGCCCAGACCUUGGGUGGACAGCAGGGAAGCUGAACACAGAGUCACACACAUGGAGGAAGUUGUCAACUGGCCCGGAGGGAAACUGAAAUUGGGCCAAGUUUCUGGACUUGCUCUGGAUUCCAGAAAUAAUCUUGUACUUUUUCAUCGAGGAAACCAUGUGUGGGAUGAAAACUCUUUUGAUCAAAAGCAUAUCUACCAGGCCCAGGGUAUUGGUCCAAUUCUGUACAACACUAUCCUCACUUUGGAUCCUGCCAGUGCAGAAGUGCUGAAUGCUGUGGGAGCAAAUAUAUUCUAUCUACCACAUGGUAUAAGCACAGACAAAAAUGACAACUUCUGGGUAACUGAUGUGGCACUUCAUCAGGUUUACAAACUGGGAAGCAGCGGUGACAUUUUGUUAGCUCUCGGCCAAGCCUUUCAGCCAGGAAGUGACAGUUCUCAUUUCUGUAAGCCCACUGAUGUGGCAGUUGAUCCAGUCAGUGGUAAUUUCUACGUGUCUGAUGGCUACUGCAACAGCAGGAUUAUGCAGUUUUCUCCGGAAGGAAAGUUCAUCAUGCAGUGGGGAGAAGAAAGCUCACCAUCAGAGAUUCCUAAACCAGGUCAAUUCUUCAUUCCACAUAGUUUGGCAUUUGUGCCGGUAUUGGGCCAGCUGUGUGUGGCUGAUAGAGAGAACGGGCGAAUCCAGUGUUUUAUUGCACAAUCUGGAGAAUUCGUUCGCGAAAUUCAUCAUCCUGAAUUUGGAGAGCGACUGUUCGCAGUAUCUUACACAUCUGACAAUGGUGGUCAAUUAUAUGCAGUAAAUGGAGAAGCUCUUUUCGGUAAAGGAGUGCCGGUGCAAGGAUUUGUUUUGAAUUUCACAUCUGGGGAGUUACUGGAUACCUUCAAACCAGACACGCAGAAAUUCCUGAUGCCACAUGAUAUUGUUGCGACAGAUGAUAAGAUUGUUUAUGCUGGGGAUAUCCAAGCAAGAACAGUGUGGAAAUUCAUACCAGCGGAAAAAGCUGAGCAUCGUUCAGUGAAGAAAGCUGGGCCUGGUAUCGAAAUGCACGAGAUAGAUGCAACUGAAACUUUCAUAGAAGCAGAAAUAGAAGGGAAGAUGAGAUCGCCUGCCGUGCUGGAGAAACAGAAAAGCAAAAGUGUUCUCAAACAGUCCAGUACUGCCGUUUCUCCCAUCCUUAUUACAUUGCUGCUCGUUAUUCCUGUUGUCAUGUUAGUGGGAAUUGGAGUCUUCAUCCACUGGCGAAAAGGCAAGAUGUAUGGAGAUGAUGUUGACAGCAAAUUGGAGUCCAAGCAGUCAUCGGGAGGAAUCCUGGGGAGACUUGGGGGGAAAAGCAGCAGAGGAUUGAACUUGGGGAACUUCUUUGCAAGUCACAGAGGCUACAGCCGGAAAGGCUUUGACAGAUUGAGUACUGAAGGAAGCGAUCAAGAAAAAGAUGAUGAAGAAGGCACUGACUCCGAAAUAGAAGAGUGUUCUGCACCACCACUUCCACCCACCACCUCAUCCUCUUGAAAAAUGCUGAGGCCCGUUUGAUCUGACAAUAAUACAUUGAGUUUAAUUUAGUUGUCCUAAAAGCUGUAUUCAGGAUUUAUGUUUGAUUGUAGUUGUAUUAUUCCGUUUUUGCCACACAUGUAAGUUCUUAUUUAUUUGUGGAGAGUUUCAUUUCAUGCUUUUGCUAUCAUAUUUAAACAUUCAAGUCAGUUUUAUUCUGGAGACCAGGAUUUAAUGCUGAAGCAAAAUCUGCCGCCUUUGGCCAUAAUGGAUAUUCUUUCAAUGUUACUGCCUUACUUUGCUCGAGCUGUAAACCUGUGUUGGUGCGUUGGUUACUUUUCUCAGCUUGAGGUGUAGCAUUUGGAUACCGUCCUGUCUGGCACUUUAGUUUGAUAUUUCCAGUGUGUAAUAUUGUGCCUUCUCUAUCGAACAUUCUCAGUCUAAUCCAAUCAUACUACAAAAGGGAAGCAAGGCUGCUACUUUUUUGUCUUAGUUUAUAUCUAUAACUGUCUUGUUUACUGGAGAAAACUGUUUAUACAGCGAAUUGAUCUGUAUAUACAGUAAAAGAUCACUUUUGAUGUAUUCAUAGUAAAUGUCAAAUACUUUAGUUCUGGGGAAAAUUGUUAUUUUGUCAGAGCACUAUUUUCAGGCGCUGAAUGUAAUUUGUGUAAUAAAGUGUUCA